Megalopta genalis is the source of this 3706-nucleotide messenger RNA. RefSeq lists its product as uncharacterized. The record is from RefSeq and is a predicted model, not a curated record. NCBI's taxonomy places the organism in Eukaryota, Metazoa, Arthropoda, Insecta, Hymenoptera, Halictidae.
ACAUAACUUUGUCCGGGUUAACGUUUCUCCGUUCCAACCAAAUUCGCAUCAGUCUUCAUCGAGUUUCCUAAGCGAGACCACCGGUGGUCUUGCGUUUUCAACGUAGUUUCUUCGCAACGUUUAGUGUCCGCGAGCUUUGUAGUUCCAAGAUCUUCGUGAAAACGUGAAAAACACGGAAACAAGAAAGAACCGCGAGACUGUUUUCUCGUCGCGCGGAACACUGCGUUCCUGUCAGGUUUCCGUCGGAUCCACAAAAUCCGUCGUUCAUCCUCGCCGGUCGUCUAAUCUCCAGGUUGCACGCCUGGCGAAUUAACUAGCCCCGUUCUGUGCUGAAAGCCCGGACAGCUUUUGCGAACGGGGGUAUCCUCUGUGGCGGGAAUUAUGGGCGACUCACCGAAGGUGGAGUUCGCUCUUGGCAGUGAGGUGUCACAGGGACACUUUUUCAAGAGCAGCUUCGCAAGAGCCUUCGUGAGCAGCAGUGCCACAGCGUGCAGCCGUGACUCCAAAUCCCUCGAUCACGAGCUGCACGUUAACACGAUCGUCGAGGAACCAGAACUGAGCGGGAACAACGGCAACAAUUACUUCUCGCUGGUGAAUUUCGGGAACGGAGCGAUUCCGACUGACGACCGCGUUGCCGGCAAGAGCAACAAAAACCCGCGGAAACAGAUCGAGGCGGUCAAAUCACCCGCGGAUAUCAGCGAGCUGGAGAAGCUGCGAAAGCAAUGCCAGUCAUUGAUCGAGGAGAACCAAAGGCUACAGGAUGCGCUGACGGUGAAUCGGUCGCCGCACACGCAAAUGAUCGACAACGUUGCGCUCCAGACGCAAAUCGAAACACUGCAAUGGCAGCUGAAACAGGUAGACUCGAACAGACAGAUGUACCGCUCCCUCAUGGAGCAGGUGGUGCGUUUCCUGGACCGCGCCCGCAAUAGCUUGGACAUUCUUCACAAGAAGAAUGGUCUUAAGGACAAAGGUUCGAGUGGACGUCGCAGUCGCAGCGUCCACACGGUGCACGAUGACUCUUCGCCGAAUCGUGGUGCCUGUACAUCCUCGUCUUCCUCCUCCUCGGACUCGUCCCGUUUCAUCAGGGCGAAGUCCAUCACACAGAUCUCACCCUGCACCAGCGGCAACCGUGAGGCCACCUGGUCAGUGCUGCGCAGGAACGACCCGGUGCAUUGUACACCACCGCGGAGCAAAUCCAACGAUCUCAAUAAGACGAACGAGGGAGUGGUCUACAAAAGGCCGAAGCAGCAGGAGCUGGAUCCGAACGAAAUCCCACCUGAGAAGCUGUCCCAGGAAGCGUUUAGCUUAAUGAGGACGGCGCAGACACUGCUAGCCACGAGAGAACCCGAUCUAGCAAGGAUCACGCCGGUCGAUAAUACGGACUCCUCUCCCUCGCCAGUGGAUUACGAUCAACACAAUGGUCAUCACAACGAGAUGCCUCAGUCCCUGCAGAACAACAGUUUCGUGAACUCGACGGCAGCGCAAGGGAAGGCCAAGUACUCGCGACGUCGCAGCAACGACCAUGGAAGGGGCGCAGAGAGUGACGACAGACCUUGUUUGGGGAAAUCGUUGUGUCAUAUGACAGGGAUUGACCUGAGCUUAGAGAAUCUUCCUCCGAGUGGUAGAAUGUCCAUCGAUGCCACGUCGGUCAAUUCAGGAAGCAGCAAAACCACCGAAGAGGAGGACGCUGUUCCGGUAAACGGCACCUGCAACGUUCCGCUGCAGCAGCACACCGUCACGUUCGCACUUGCGCCAACUUCCACGCCAAAUAAACCUACCGCAAAUAUUGAGAAGAAGGAAAAGGACAGAUGUCCCAAAACUAAGCAACCCGCUAGUGUAUGCAGCGUGGAGGACGAGAGCGGAUUCUCAUCGUUUAAUUCGUUUCAAGAAAUCGGUUUACCCGGCGCGCUGCCGAUCUCGCCAAUCAGAGGCUAUCACACGGAGAUCGGCCUUCCCGAGGUACCUCUGGACAAGGCUAGACAUCGCAGGUGGUCCUCAAUACCAGUAGAAGUCCGUGCUCUUUUGAAGCAGCACAGGCGAAGCUUCGCCACCACGCAAACCAAUGCCGAAUCGCUGAGCGUUUGGGUUUGAGAGAGUUGCUUGUAUAUUUAUUUUUAAACGGACAGCAUCUAGUGAAUCUAUUUGAUACGUUUGCAUUCGAUGCACUGAACGACUGAACGUUGAAUGCAACCGGGGAUAUCGGUACGAUACAGUUUACUGUAAAUAUUGUGUUCAAAAUACUGCCUAUUCACCAUGCAUUUUGUUUGCUUUUCGCCAAGAGUACUUAGGACGAGGUUAAUGCAUUUACUCUGUGCUUCGAGUCAAAAGGUAUUCUGUAUUUCGUAUCUUUGUAAAUCUAGGAUAUAAAUUUGUUCAAAGCUUCGUUAGGUAGCUAAUGAUUAUGUGAAUAUAGCGAAUACUUUUAAGUAUACAUAUAAUAGUGAGAGAAGUAUAUAGAGUUAAUGUUAAUUAGGUGCAAAAUAUUUUCAAUAGUUUUACAAACGAUUGACAUUGGUUAUAAGCCAAAAACUAACAUUCAACUAUACUGUAAAGUGUUAAGCAUCGCACGAAACAGUACGUACUUAAUGUGAAACCGGUUUUGUUCGUUAAUAAUUGACGUGAAAAGAAUUUUUAAUGAAACACGCACGCACACACAGAUCCUUAUUGUUUCAUUCAAACGUCCUUUAAAUUAUAAUAAUCGACUCUCGUUGUAUAUUGUUAUCACCUUGCAAGAUUUGUGCUUAAAAGAGUGACAUGUAAUGUAUUCAGUUUCUGAACAAUUUUAUAGCACGAAUUGCAAAAUUUCCGGCUUCGUUUUCAAAUUUUUAAUCGUAAACCAACAGAGCGCUUAAAGUGACUAAACGUGAAUUAUUUUCUAAAAAUCACGCUGUUUAAUUUAUUUAGAGAUUCUCGUUAUUUUGAUUAUAACGUACGUUCGAAUUAAUUUAUUUAUUCAUUCAGUCAUAUUCAUUUCUAUUCAGUCAUAUGAUUUGGUGUCGAUCAAUUCGACCAACGUGAUAGGUUUAGCGUUAAACUAAUUAUAUCGAUCGUGGAUUAAAUAAUUUGUAUCUUUAUCGUACAACAAAAUAAAAUUAACGAAUUGUUUCAAACUAUGAGAGAAAAGAUCAUUUAAAUUUCAAUAAGGAAUCACAGUUCGAUCUAUAAUAUAUCGACAAUUCGUAUACCUACGAUUCGAGAUAUUCGAGAUGCGAGAUGAUCAAAGCGUUCGAAAUAUCGAAUCACGGAAUGGCCGUUCGAAAGAUCACGUCACCGGAGGUCCCGAAUUCAUUUUACCAAGAAAAUCAAAAAGAAGUCUGAGAAUAUCGUAACGGAUCAUCGGAUAUUCAAUACAAUGAUUAUGUAAGUUACAUUUGUACAAUUGACAGUAAUAUAACCAUAAAUGUCUGGACUUCAGAGCCAGAGUGCUUUAAGUUGUACUAUUCAAACAUCAGAGGAGAACCAAGAAGCAAACUUUAUUCGUAUAUAUAUAUAAUCACAAUAUAUAUUUUUAAAAACGUAUAAUUCUGGUGUAUAAAAGCAUAAUCGUGUGCCGGUCGUUGUUUUUCGAAAUAAUAAAUGUAACAAUGGUUCAGCAGCUAAUGCUGAACCUGCACGAGUGAUCAAUUUCUUACAGUAGCAAUGUAAAACGUCUUCCACGUCUGUCACUGUAGUCCAGAUUUAUGUAAUUAAAAAACGAAGAAUCAAA